AUACUUCACGAGCUGCCGAGAGACCCAUGGAAUCUGCUCGGACGAUCGAGCUGGAAGAAAGAACAAGAGUUUUAGAAAUGGCCACGAGAAAAAUCCUCUCUCGGUUGAUCCCUGAUGACCCCUUAAUUCCCCUAUUGAAUAGGGGUGAACAGCCGGCAGCAGUAGUUGCAACCCGCAACUCCCCAGCCUUGAGCAAUGUAGUGAUCCCAACUAGAUCAAGAGAAAGUGGGAAGUUAAAUCCAGAACCAAGCUCGUCUAGGCACAAUGAAGAAUUGCUAAAGAAGAAUGCUGAUCUUGAGAGACAACUUAAAGAUGUACAGAAGUCUAUUGACGAGCUGAAAAGUCCCAGGUCGCGCCAACAGGCUCUCGACCUAGAUAGUGCUCCUCUCAACUUAUCCAUCAUUGCUAAACCAUAUCAAAAGGGAUUUAAGAUUCCUCAUUGGGAGACAUACGAUGGCUCGGGAGACCUGAAUGAACAUUUGCAUACUUAUCAGACUAUCAUGAGAAUCCAGAAUGCCACCAACGCUAUGAUGUGCAAAGUCAUUCCCGUGACAUUGAAAUCAACUGCCAGAAGAUGGUACCACAAGUUACCCAGACAUUCUAUAGCCUCCUAUUCUGAGCUUGCCACUCUGUUUUUAAACAAAUUUGCGAGUCAAAGGAAAAUUAAGCGCACCGCUACGGAGCUGAUGCAGGUUCAUCAAAAGAAGGGAGAAUCUUUGAAGGACUAUAUGCAGCAGUUCAACAAGUCCACUCUGGGCAUUGAUAAUGUCCCUGAUAGCAUCUGCUUAUCUACUUUGUUGCAUGGUCUCAAACUUGGCCGGUUCCUGGACGACUUAUUAGAGAAUCUGCCUAAGUGGUGGAAUGAAGUAAAUGACAGUGGGAUACUCCCACCAUCUGGCACAAUCAACAUGAUUUCUGGCGGCAUGCAUUCAGGAGGCCAAAGUGCUCGAGGUUGUAAAGCUUAUGCUCGUCAAGUGAUGGUGGUAAAUAAGAAUAGACCUCUGAAACGACCUUUUGAAGAAGCAGAAUGGGAAAAUGCACCAAUUACAUUCAACCCGGCUGAUUACAAACGGUCAGAGGAAGAACUACACGUUAUGAUGCCCCAUGUUGACCCCUUCGUGACAACAGUUCAUAUUGGCAAUCAUAACGUCAACAAGGUCUUUAUAGACACGGUCAGCUCUCCUGACAUCCUCUAUUGGAGCUAUUUCCAAAAGAUGCAGUUAAACCCAAGUUCUUUGAGGAAGUAUGAGUGGCCAAUCUAUGGAUUUGACAAUCAGCUUGUCCUUGUUGAAGGAGUAAUUACCCUUGGCGAGGAAGAACCAGACGUUAUGAUGCCCCAUGUUGACCCCUUCGUGGCAACAGUUCAUAUUGGCAAUUAUAACGUCAACAAGGUCUUUAUAGACACGGGCAUCUCUCCUGACAUCCUCUAUUGGAGUUGUUUCCAGAAGAUGCAGUUAAACCCGAGUUCUUUGAGGAAGUAUAAAGAGCCAAUAUAUGGAUUUGACAAUCAACCCAUCCCUGUUGAAGGAGUAAUUACCCUUCCCAUCUACGUGGGCGUUGAACCACGGUGUGCUCAAAGGAAACCAAAAAAUCAGAAAAUGGCCAGAACCUACUAUCAAGAUACUUUUAAAAAGGUCAAGCUCACAGUAGCACCCAAGACCCUAGCUCCAAACGUUUCUAGACCAAGCCAACCAGGUCAACAGAUAAUGAGCAUAUCUAACAUAGAUCAUCAACCUAAGAAUGUGGAGCAGAAAGCCGAGCCAGUAGAACCGAUUGAGACAGUUCCUUUAAGCCUAGAUGAACCAGAUAAAACAGUAAAAAUAGGAACCAAACUCACACCGGAAGAAAAAAUCCAGCUCCUGCAAUUUUUGAAAGCUAAUAGGGAUGUAUUUGCGUGGACAACAAAUGAAAUGCCUGGCAUACCAACAGAGUUCGUAGUACACAAGCUCAGUACGGAUUCCACCAGGAAGCCAAUGGUUCAAAAGCGUCGCCUUAUAGGCCUUGAGAAGCAAGCAGUCAUAGAUGAGGAAAUAAGGAAACUAUUACAGGUUCAGUUGCUGUUAGAUGACCAAGAAAAAAUGGCAUUUUACGCGGGGGACGCGGUUUACUAUUAUGUAAUGAUGCCAUUUGGCUUGAAGAAUGCUGGCGCGACAUACCAAAAAUUGGUCCAAGUCGUCUUUAAGCUGCAAAUUGGUCGGAAUAUUGAAGUAUAUGUGGACGAUAUGACUGUCACCAGUCUCCGAGCUGAAGACCAUCAAAUUUCUAGGAUACGUGGUAUCCAAGAAGGGGAUCGAGGUGAACCCGACAAGGUUGAGGCUGUGCAGCAUAUGGAAUCCCCUAAAACAAUAAAGGAUGUGCAGCAUUUAACAGAUGAGGCAGUCAGUUCAGUCCUCUUAAGAGAGCAAGAUAAACAGCAGAAACCCAUCUGUUACACAAGUAAAGUCUUGCAGGGUGUUGAGCGGAAUUAUCCAAUAGCUGAAAAAGUUGCUUUUGCACUCGUAUGCACCACUCGAAAGCUAAGAGCAUAUUUUCAAUCCCAUGAGAUUGUUGUGUACACCGACCUAUCAUUGCGAAAGAUACUACAAAAACCAAAACUAUCUGGUCGGCUGAUUGGAUGGCCAGUCAAGCUAAGCGAGUAUGACUUCAAAUUUCAGCCGCGCACAACCUUCAAGGGCCAAGUUUUAGCAGAUUUCCUGGUUGAAUAUGGGGCAGCUAAUGUUGAAGGGUCGAGAGCAGGAGCAGUGCUGCUGGGUCUAGAUGGUUUCAAAUCUGAGCAUUCCCUGAGAGCAGCACAUUUUACACUGAUUGAAGAUCAUUUAUACAAGCAAGCAACUUCAAUGCCUUUAUUACGCUGCCUCACUUCUUAUGAGGCUAAAUAUGCUAUAAGAGAGGUUCAUGAAGGAGUGUGUGGCACACACAUUGGAGGAAAAACCCUGGCUAGGAAGAUCUUAAGGCAUGGAUACUACUGGCUUACCAUGGUUGAGGAUGCCCAAAAUUAUGUCAAAAAAUGUCCAACCUACCAGUUCAAUGCUAAUGACAUUCACAUUCCAGCCGAGAGGCUAUCAUCCCUCAUAUCACUCUGGCCUUUCGCCCAAUGGGGAGUAGAUUUGCUCGGCCCUUUCAAAAAAGGCAAGGGAGGUUGCACAUAUCUUAUAGUUGCUGUGGACUACUUGACUAAGUGGAUAGAAGCCAAAUCGCUAUCCACGAUGACUGAAAAGAAAAUAGAGGAAUUCCUCUUCAAUUCCAUACUGUCAGCACUCAGGUCGUUUUGUGAUGACUAUAACAUCGAGCUGACCCUCACUUCUUCUAAUUGGGUUGACGAGCUUAACAAAGUUCCAUGGACAUGUCGCACCACACCCAGCUCGGCCACGGGUGAAACCCCAUUCUGCCUCGCCUAUGGAGCCGAGGUUGUAAUCCCAAUGGAAGUUGGUUUGUCAUCCAAUGGGUCAGCUCGUUACAAUGAUUAUGAUAAUGAACAACUCUUGAGAGAAAAUCUAGACUUUGUCAAGGAGGUUAGGGAGAUCUCCCGAAUAAAAAACAUGACCUAUCAGAACCGUGUGGCUAGAUUUUACAAUAAAAGGGUGCGAGCUCGGCAAUUUCAAGUUGGUGACUUGGUUUUACACAAGGUUGGGCUCACUAAUGCUUACUCACAUAUGGGUAAGCUCACUCCGAACUGGGAAGGUCCUUAUAUGGUUAUUUGUGUUAAGCGACCUGGGUCUUACCUGUUAGUAGAUCUACAAGGUUAUCAGUUGCCAUUUGUUUGGAACAUACAUAGCCUUAGGAAGUUUUACAAUUAAUGUGUAUGUUAUUAUUUUAUCAACGAACUGUAUUUGGAAAUGUAAAGAAUGUGCACAGCUCAAUAAAUGCAGAAAUUUCAA
Rubroshorea leprosula is the source of this 3878-nucleotide messenger RNA. The record is from the annotation of a GenBank genome assembly. Lineage: Eukaryota; Viridiplantae; Streptophyta; Magnoliopsida; Malvales; Dipterocarpaceae.